AUGGAAUCACAUGGAAUCACACGGAAUCAAUGGAAUCAAUGGAAUCACACAGAAUCAACAGAAUCACAUAGAAUCAUGGAAUCAGCUGUUUCCCCCUUGGAUCAGAUUCAAUCCAUUUUGGCAACAGAACGUAAUUUUGUAUUGCAUUCCCAAUCACCUGUGUGGCCAAAUGAUCGUAUUGCCGAGAUUCAACACGCAGACUGGUAUCGGUCAAUUGCUGAAAAUGAAGAUAAAUCUAACUUUAUAACCCUCAUGUUGAAUGUUGACGGAAUAGCCAUGUCGGGAAGUUCAGAUAACAGCCUUUGA
Messenger RNA from Rotaria socialis, 306 nucleotides. The record is from the annotation of a GenBank genome assembly. NCBI's taxonomy places the organism in Eukaryota, Metazoa, Rotifera, Eurotatoria, Philodinida, Philodinidae.